This is a messenger RNA of Schizosaccharomyces japonicus yFS275, 1789 nucleotides long. RefSeq names its product DNA repair protein Rad60. Gene Ontology annotation, biological process: double-strand break repair via homologous recombination; replication fork processing. The record is from RefSeq and is a predicted model, not a curated record. Lineage: Eukaryota; Fungi; Ascomycota; Schizosaccharomycetes; Schizosaccharomycetales; Schizosaccharomycetaceae. The coding region runs from base 179 to 1528 and encodes 449 amino acids. The transcript has 2 exons. Gene Ontology annotation, molecular function: calcium ion binding. Gene Ontology annotation, cellular component: nucleus.
GUUGCCCCCACGUCUGCCCCACCCGGUACUCACCACCAAAAGUGCAUCUGGCUACUGCUAGACGAACGCGCACUAGGACAAGGUAGAAUCGAACAUGUUUAUGCCAAUUUGCUGUUCCUCUCUCUAUUAAUUGAUAUUGUUCACUAAUCAAAGGUUCUUCAUAAGGUAAAUUUAUCGAAUGUCGUUGGAGGAGGAUGACGAUGUGGCUUUUUUCACGAAGCCCAUCAAAAAGCCUGCGUUGAGUUUUCAUGCUCUUUCAGACUUGUCUGGGUCGGACACGUUGGAUGACGAGGAUGAUGACGAUGAUGUGGACUUUUUUCGCUCGGGAAGUCGGCAUCGUUUAAGGAAAGCGAAAACGGAUCCAAAGGGUUCUGGCGAGAAGGAGGUCUUAAAACGAAAAGGAACAUUCAAAGAUGGUCCCAAGGAGAAGAGUCCGACCGGCGCAAUAAAAACAGUACAAUCAUCUGCGGCCCGUGUUGAGACUGGCACUGCUGCUUCAACGUCUAUUGUCAUUGAUGAGUCGGACGAGGAUGAAGAUCAAGCCUUAGACUCGAAAGAAGUGGAGGAAAUUGUUCACAUUGAUGAACAAAAGCCUUCAUCUCCAUACGGCCCGUCACUAGCGGCGACGACGGCAGCUGCCCCAACAACAACAUCUUUGGUCUCUUUCUUAACGGAAGAAGAUGAAGAGUUUGAACGCAGAUUGCUGGAGGUUGAACGACACGUGGAGGAAUUUCAGCAAACAGCAGUGGCAGGAACAGGACUAGGAACCGUUGGAACUGAGGGGGCAAUACCCGCUCCUAACUCGGAGUCUUUACAAACCUCUAGAGAGAGUUCAAUAGGGUUAGCAGCACCGGCGACCUCAUUCGCUACGUCCCUUACUAACGGAAACGAUACUAGCGUUGUGAGUAGCAUAUCUUCUAUCGACGGCAGUAGUGCAACACCUGCUGUACUCCUGCAGUUAGCAGUUAUUGGACAACGUGUUGCUGAGAGUAAGACGGAUUUGCCGAAAGACUGGGACAAGCCUCUCAUCUUCAAAAUCAAGUCGAAUCAGGAGUUUCGGCGUCUUAAACUUGUUUACUGUCAACGAAAAAACAUCCCAGAGGUCGUUUUGACCUUCCAAGGCAAACGGCUUUGGGACUUUGGCACGCCGAAAGGUGCUGGAAUGCUGAAAGUCGAUACCCGACUUGUUAUACAUGCGUACGAGGUUAAUGAUUACAAGCUCGUAUGUACCAACCGGAUUUUACAAGACACAAAACUGCUACACAGCGACCACUCGGAUAGUGAAGAUGACGGGGAACCAGCAAAACUUUUGCACUUGCUUCUAAGAUCCAAGUCAAAUCCCGACAUACGCAUUUCCAUGCCCCCCAAUGUUACAGUGGAUACACUCAUUAAGGAGUACUGUAAGCAGGCAAACAUCCCAUACAAAACUAGCAUUCGGUUAGAAUUUGAAGGUGAUUGGCUUGACCCCAAAGAUAACAUUCAGGACUUAGACUUGGAGGACGAUGACCAGCUGAAUGUUAUUCUUUAGGCUACUGCAGGACAGUAAUUUUCAUUUUCAGCAGUCUAAUUGUCCUUCCCCGACUACCAGAAACACGAUUAUCUCCAAAAGUUUCGACGCAUCCAUCUCACAUUCGUGUCACGUAAAUACCACAAAAAAAAAUAAAUAUAUAUCAUAGAACCUAAUGUCUCAUUGAUAAGUCCUUCUUCUGUAUCAGAUUUCCUCUCGUAAAAAAUAACUCGCAUAAUCCAUUCUUUUUUUUAUAUGAACUUGUCUCAUUAAGAUCCAAAC